ACCGCGCCGAAUACAUCUCCGAGCAGCGGCCUUGCCGUGUCGAGCCAAAUGAGUCUCAUUGUUACCGUUGCGCAUAUACUAGUACAUCGAUCGCUGCCGAAUCACCUUGCCCACUCCCGCGAUCGCUUUCCUGUCGCCACUCCCAAUGGCUCAGAACGUUCCUGCUCCGAACCCCGCCGUGAACGGUGCCCCCGGUCCCGUCACUCUUCCCGCAUCUAUUGAUGAACAGAAGGCGGCAAUUGAUUAUGCUGAACUGCUUGCGAAAAAGGUUCUCUAUGCACAGGAUGGCGUAACUGUUGACCAGUUCCUGGCAGGCUUAGAGUACAUGUAUCAUGUACUCUGCGGGCGUGACGAGCGGCCAGCUGAGCGAGUGGAAUUCCUUCCUCAAUACAUCGGGGCGCCCGUCUACGCGCAGGCCCUUAUGGCAUCGGUCCUCAGAGGAAUCGAAGAGUAUCACGCGACGUACAAGAACCCUAUAGCUGAGCUGGAGAAAACCCUGCUGAAAUGUCACACGCAAUCCGCUAGGACGUUCAAUCGUCUGGCUGGUGAUCUACACCCAUUCGAGGAAAUCCCAUUCACGGAUGGUCAGAUACCGUCCCAGUUACCGAAUUAUCCACCUCUUACCAACCUCGCGUCUAUCUUAGCGCUCACACCAGCGCAGAAGAGAAACUACUUGAAAGGAUGGGGAUUACCAGCCACUGGGACCAACAACGACAAGAUAGAACGUAUCAAGACUGCUGUUGGUUAUCGCGGGUGAUUAUAAUAAGAAGAUACGCGCUGUACAUAGUCUUGCCUUCAAUAUCAUGGCCUUCGAGGUCUACGCAACGUGUUCUCUGUAUUCAA
Molecule: messenger RNA, 843 nt
Organism: Schizophyllum commune H4-8
Lineage: Eukaryota; Fungi; Basidiomycota; Agaricomycetes; Agaricales; Schizophyllaceae
Exons: 5
Coding region: 146-757 (203 amino acids)
Source: RefSeq, a predicted model, not a curated record